Messenger RNA from Mesorhabditis spiculigera, 630 nucleotides. NCBI's taxonomy places the organism in Eukaryota, Metazoa, Nematoda, Chromadorea, Rhabditida, Rhabditidae. The record is from the annotation of a GenBank genome assembly.
AUGCUCGACGCGGAGGACGCGGCUGCGGCCGCUCAUCGACGCACCACCUACCAACGUGUUUUCGAUACAACCGAGCAGAUACUUCUCUCGCUUAUCAAAACAACGCCGACACUCGAAAGCCGCAAGAAAAGUGCUGCCGUGAAAAAGGCCAGCAAGAAGAAGCCGGAGCCCGCCGCGGAUCCCGAGCUUGACGUGGAGAAGACGCAGAUGAGCACCAGGGCCAGCCCAAACCCUGGCGCCAACCCGGCUGAUGAGCUCCCGAAGGCUACAGUCUCCUACAAUCGAUCGGGAUCCGAAACAACUGUCAAGCGCGAGGAGCCCACAGAGAGCCAGAAAAAGAAAAGAAAGCCCCGAAAACUGACAAAGUCCAAGUCAAAGAAGUCGAAAUCGAAGAAGGUCAUCGCCAAGAAAAGCGAGAAGGUGGAUGAAGACUCGGAACGCUUUGCCAUCGAAAUCGGCAAGGAGUCAAAAGUGUCUCCCCUCCCAGGCAACGCUUUUGGGGUGCUGAUCUCGGCCUCGGUGGCGGUGCGCAACCUGGAGACGGGCGAGCCAUCGAAUAUUGAAUUCAAGCUGGAGUGCCCCGCGAUGACGCCAAGCCGGGUUUGCGUUAAUGGAGUGUGGAAGGACCUG